Messenger RNA from Aureococcus anophagefferens, 1328 nucleotides. RefSeq names its product expressed protein. The record is from RefSeq and is a predicted model, not a curated record. Gene Ontology annotation, molecular function: heat shock protein binding. NCBI's taxonomy places the organism in Eukaryota, Pelagophyceae, Pelagomonadales, Pelagomonadaceae. Gene Ontology annotation, cellular component: mitochondrion; cytosol. The transcript is spliced from 5 exons. Bases 5 to 1264 code for a protein of 419 amino acids.
GUUGAUGAUACUCGAUUGCAUCGAAAUGGGGCCUCCGAGUUCGCCCGUCCCGGCGCCGCCGCCGGCGUCGGCGGACGCGGCGGCCGUGCGCGCCUACGCGACGACGCUCAAGGACCUGGGCAACGACCGCUUCGCCGCCGGCGACGACGACAGCGCCAGCGCACUCUACGGGAAAGCGCUCGACGCGUGCCACGGGUCCAUGGGCGACCUCCGCUGCGCUGCGCUCUGCAACCGCGCGGCGUGCCACCUCCGCGCGAAGCGCUGGCGCGCCUGCGUCGCCGACUGCGACGCCGCGCUCGCGCUCGACGGCGCGCGGGCCAAGGCGCUCUACCGACGCGCGCGCGCGGCCGAGGGCCUCGGGGACCUCGCGGCCGCGGCCAGGGACUACAAGGCGUUUCUCGUCCUCGAGCCUCGGCACAAGGACGCGACGGAGCGCGCGCGCAAGGUGCGCUUCCGCUUCGCGAUGCGGCGCCGCGACGCCGCGCCGCCGCCCGCGCCGGCGCCCGGCGACCUCGCGGAGGACUUCGACGCCUUCUCCGUGCGCGUGCGCCUCGCCGUCUCGUCGCUCGAGGACGUCGACGUCGCGCUCGUCGGGCCGUCGGGCCCCGCGCCGAACCCAAAUCUUCAAUCCGACUGCAGCGUGCGCGUGUCGGGCCGCGCGUCGGCGGGCUGGUUCGAGCCCGACGGCGACUACGCGCCGCCCUUCCACGCCGCCGGCGCGCGGCCGCUCGAGGCCGGCGCGCACCGGCUCGUCGUCUCGCGGCGCGGCGAGGAGCUCGCCGCGGCGGCGUUCGACGUCUGGCUCUACUCGCGCGCGGCGCUCCAGCACAAGGCCCUGCUCCGCGUCCGGGCGCCGCCGCCGGUCCUCGCGGCGCUCCGAACGUUCGUCGGCGACGCGGCGCCGCUCGAGCCCGGCACGUACCCCCGGGACCUCUUCAAGUCGCCCCAGGACCCGACGCCCGCCGACGCGUUCCCGACGCUCGAGGCCUUCGCGCGCGCCAUGCCCCCGGACUCGCGGCGCUGCGUCCACGCCGGCGCGGAGAUCUCGCUCCGCUGCUGCGAGGGGUUCCGCGACGGCGAGGCCCGGGCCUUCUCCGUCGCCGAGUUCCUCUCGCGCGGCCGCUGCGGCGGCGUCGCGACGGCCCUCCAGACCGUCGCCAUCGACCACCACGUCGCCUUCAAGGUCGACGGCGUCCAGGUCGGCCUCGGCUCCCGGCCGCCGCCGCGGUGGCCCCCUCCCGGCGGCGGCGACGACUCGGACUAGGCGCGCGGCUCCCGUCUAGGAAAUGGGCCGCGGUGAUGCUCAUUGCCCGACGUAUACAUAUCAU